Molecule: messenger RNA, 104 nt
Organism: Amoebophrya sp. A120
Lineage: Eukaryota; Dinophyceae; Syndiniales; Amoebophryaceae
Source: the annotation of a GenBank genome assembly
AUGCAUCACAGCCGAACUUCAUACGGGAUUUCCCUUAGUGGUUCUGCAAUACAAGGAAAAGUUGUGAUGUUCAAAAAAUUUGUAAUGCAAAACCUCCAAGAUAG